Molecule: messenger RNA, 690 nt
Organism: Leishmania mexicana MHOM/GT/2001/U1103
Lineage: Eukaryota; Euglenozoa; Kinetoplastea; Trypanosomatida; Trypanosomatidae
Product: putative phosphatidyltransferase
Exons: 1
Coding region: 1-690 (229 amino acids)
Biological process (GO): phosphatidylinositol biosynthetic process
Cellular component (GO): Golgi apparatus; membrane
Molecular function (GO): CDP-diacylglycerol-inositol 3-phosphatidyltransferase activity
Source: RefSeq, a predicted model, not a curated record
AUGGCAGCAAUGACUCCAAAGCCAACGAGCCCGAGUCCCGGGAGGAUCUUCCUCUUCGUGCCAAACAUUAUCGGCUAUGUCCGCAUAGCGGCGUCGAUCAUGGCCUAUCUGGUGGCACGCGACUACCCUGCGCUGUGCCUCAUGCUCUACGCGUCCUCCUUCCUGCUGGACGCGGCUGACGGCAUGGCGGCUCGAGCGUUGGACCAGUGCUCGAACUUUGGCGCCAUUCUGGACAUGCUCACCGAUCGCGCUUCGACGGCUGGCUUCCUGGUGGUGCUUGACAGGGUACUGCAACCCAUGCCGUACGGCUACACAUGUGUCCUCGCCAUACUUCUUUUCCUCGACGUGUCAUCUCACUUUUGCCGCAUGUACGCCUCCGUCUUUAUCCGAAAGGAUACCCACAAGGACGUGUCGGACAGCAUCUUCUGGCUACUGCGCGUGUACUAUCUAAACAACCGCGUAAUGAGCAUCUUCUGCAUCGGGCAGGAGUUCGCAUAUAUUUUCCUGUACGCAUGGGCGAACUACGCUAGCGUCGCGGUGGUGGGCGACCUUCUGUGGUACGCCUUCGCGGUGUGCGUGGUGCCCUGCUUCUUGAAGCAGGUCGUCAAUGUGCAGCAGCUCGUGGAUGGCCUUUACCACAUCGCUUGCGUGGACGCUCAGAAGCGCUGCGCGCAAGGUAAAUACGCCUGA